Messenger RNA from Lactuca sativa (garden lettuce), 509 nucleotides. NCBI's taxonomy places the organism in Eukaryota, Viridiplantae, Streptophyta, Magnoliopsida, Asterales, Asteraceae. The record is from RefSeq and is a predicted model, not a curated record.
CUGGUUUUUUUUCAUGUUUAUAUAAAAACUAAGCUUAUUAUAUAUUACAUAUACUAUUACUAAAUUUUUAGGGGAUAAAGUAAAUACAAGUUGUAAAAUUUAUUGUCAUUUCAUUGACUUUUCAAAUUAUUUUUACAGAUAUGGCUACUUCAAAGAUUACAUUCAUAAAAGACAUUGACCCAGUCAAUUCGGAUUUCACUAUCAAAGUCAAAGUAUUGAAGUUAUGGACGCUCAAUUCUAAAUUUAAUGAGAACGAAAAGUACUCCAUCGAAAUGAUUUUAUUGGAUGAACAGGGAUCUCUAAUUCAAGCUAAUGUUUUCCAAAACUUAUUUUAUAAGUUUGAAAAAAGUCUUCGUGAGGGAUCCGUUUAUGAAUUUACCACCCUAUCUGUUGCAAAACACAAUCCACAUCCCAAAUCUAUCAUCUUUUCUCAUCUUCCAAAUAAAAUAACCUUCAUAAGGGAAACAGAACUUAAGGAAAGUCUUAAUUUUCCGAAUUAUAUUUAUUAA